Messenger RNA from Aspergillus calidoustus, 1335 nucleotides. Lineage: Eukaryota; Fungi; Ascomycota; Eurotiomycetes; Eurotiales; Aspergillaceae. The record is from the annotation of a GenBank genome assembly.
AUGCAAGAUCCAGCGGUCCAGCCUUCUGGGAGGGUAACACGCUCGCGAACGGCACUGCAGAAUGAGAGAACCUUACCACAACCUGAGGUCGCCGCAACAGCUCAAAAGAAGCCAAGCAAACAGCGCCAGAGCAAUGUCACUGCCACAAGGAGCGAUUUGACUGAGUUUCCCCAUAAUCUCGGAUCGAUACCAACUAUCCCGAAGAUAAACCCUACACCCAACAGCAAACUCAAAGCAGAGGUCAAAAAAGAGGAUCUAGAGGACCUCGCAGACGAGCUUCAGAGUACCGUCGACAAAGCCACCACAACACUCUCAGAGCCUACGCCUUCGCUAGAGAAGAAAAAGAGAACUAAGAAAGCUAACACUUAUGGCCUGACACCUGGGUCUACGCCCUUCCCUGACUGGGAUCGUCCAACACCGGAAGAAUGCGAAGAGGUCAACAGGCUCCUAUCCAGCAUCCAUGGAAAGAUCGUUCCCCCAACGACCAUUCCCGAACCGUCUCUCACAGUUACGGGGUGUGGCGAGGUCCCGUCCGUGCUAGACGCCUUGAUCCGGACUCUCCUCAGCGGCGCAACAACAGGCAAGAACUCGGCCAUGGCAUUUAACGGUCUCGUGCAGAAGUUCGGUAUCCUCGAAGACGGCAUCGGAAAAGGCAGCGUGAACUGGGACGCGGUGCGCCGAGCUCCACUAAAAGACGUCUUCGAAGCGAUCAAAUCCGGCGGGCUGGCGGAUAUCAAGAGCAAGAAUCUCAAGGCGAUUCUCGACAUGGUCUACAAGGAGAACCAAGAACGACGAGAUGCUCUAGUAAAAGAGGAGCCCUCAGUCUCUACACUGCCAGACACCACCAAAUCGAAAUCCGAAGGCGAAAAAGCAUACGAGAUUGCCUGCGCCGACCAACACUUCCUCUCACUCAACCACCUCCACAGUCUGAGCACGGAAGAGGUCAUGACUGAGCUCGUAAAGUACCCUGGAAUCGGGCCCAAGACCGCAGCGUGCGUUUUGCUCUUCUGUCUGCGACGCCCGUGCUUUGCGGUUGAUACGCACAUAUUCCGCAUCUGCAAGUGGCUGAGCUGGGUGCCACCGGACAAGGCGACAGAGAUUACGGCAUUCAGCCAUCUCGAGGUCCGGAUUCCGGAUCAUCUGAAGUAUUCUCUCCAUCAGCUGUUUAUUCGCCAUGGCAAGUCAUGUCCUCGGUGUCGGGCUAUCACCGGGCAGUCUUCUGCGGGUUGGGAGGAGGGAUGUGUGAUUGACCAUCUUGUUACAAGGACGGGGAAGAGAAAAGGUGCGCCUGCUGGGAAGAGCAAUGAUAAAGGUGGGAAGAAGUCCAAGAAAUAG